This is a messenger RNA of Hyla sarda, 1982 nucleotides long. Its product is annotated as zinc finger protein OZF-like. Gene Ontology annotation, molecular function: RNA polymerase II cis-regulatory region sequence-specific DNA binding; DNA-binding transcription factor activity, RNA polymerase II-specific. The record is from RefSeq and is a predicted model, not a curated record. Bases 1 to 1575 code for a protein of 524 amino acids. NCBI's taxonomy places the organism in Eukaryota, Metazoa, Chordata, Amphibia, Anura, Hylidae. The transcript is spliced from 4 exons. Gene Ontology annotation, biological process: regulation of transcription by RNA polymerase II.
AUGGAGAAGGACAGAGACCACAUGUCUGGGAGGAUAUUAGAUCUCACCCUAGAGAUGAUCUACUGGAUCACUGGAGAGUCACUGUGUUUAUUUCCUAUAGAUGGAUCCAGUAGUAUAAAUCCCCCAGAGAGAUGUCCCCGUCCUCUAUAUCCCCAGGAUUGUAAAGAGGAAGAGGAGGAUAUCCCACUGGACCAUCAGGUUCUACAUGUGGGAUCCUUGCAGGAAAGUUAUGGACUUCUUGAGUCCUCUCGUUCCACCAAAUCAGUGUCAGUGAAUGGGGAAGAAUGGGUUACAGGCUCCCCUGGGAAUCUCCUUUUAUCUCCCUAUUAUGAUCUAGAAGAUAACCAAACACACUGUGUGAAAAACAGAAAUGGACAUAAACUGGGUGAAAUUUUUGUACGUUCUAAAUGUGCGGAACAUUUUGAAAUUAUACUUCCUCAUGUUGAAAGCCCUCAACAAACUCACACAGGGGAGAAACCAUUUUCAUGUUCAGAAUGUGGGAAAUGUUUUAGUCAGAAAUCGGGUCUCCUUAAACAUCAGAAAACUCACACAGGAGAGAAGCCAUUUUCGUGUCCUGAAUGUGGAAAGUGUUUUGGUCGUAAAUCAAUUCUUGUGGAUCAUCAGAAAAUGCACACAGAGGAGAAGACAUACUCAUGUACAGUAUGUGGGAAAUGUUUUAAGUAUAAAUCAAAUCUUCGUGAACAUCAAAGGACUCACACAGGAGAGAAACCAUAUUCAUGUUUGGAAUGUGGAAGAUGUUUUAGUAUGAGAUCAGAUCUUUAUAAACAUAAGAGAAUACACACAGGGGAGAAACCGUAUUCAUGUGCAGAAUGUGGGAAAUGUUUUGGUCUCAAAUCGGGUCUUGUUAAACAUCAGAGAAUUCACACAGGAGAGAAGCCAUUUUCUUGUUCAGAAUGUGGAAAAUGUUUCACAGAUAGAUCGUAUGUUGUUAAACAUAUGAAUACUCACACAGGGGAGAAGCCAAAUUCAUGUUUGGACUGUGGAAGACGUUUUACUAUGAGAUCAGAUCUUUUAAAACAUCAGAGAAUUCACACAGGGGAGAGGCCCUUUUCAUGUACAGAAUGUGAGAAAUGUUUUAGCAUAAAAUCGAGUCUUGUUAAACAUCAGAGAACUCACACAGGAGAGAAACCAUUUUCUUGUUCAGAGUGUGAUAAAUGUUUUAGCCUAAAAUCAGGUCUUGAUAAGCAUCAGAGAGUUCACACAGGAAAGAAGCCAUAUUCAUGUUCAGAAUGUGGUAAAUGUUUCAGUCAGAGUUCGGGUGUUGUUAGACAUCAAAUAAUUCACACAGGAGAGAAACAAUAUUCUUGCCCAGAAUGUGGAAGAUGUUUUAACUACAAAACGACACUUAUUGGCCAUCUGAAAACCCACACAGGGGAAAAGCCGUUUACCUGUCCUGAAUGUGGGAAAUGUUUUACUGAAAAAUCAAGUCUUGUGGAACAUUUGAGAACUCACACGGGAGAGAAGCCGCAUUCAUGUACAGUAUGUGAGAGAUGUUUUACCCAUAAAUCAAGUCUUACAAAACAUUUGAGAACUCACAAGGAAAAGAAACAAUAGUCGUGCAGUGUUUGGUAAACGUUUUAUCCAGAAAUCAGAUCAUGUGGAACAUCAGGAUGCCUGCUGAGUAGAAAACCAGAUUGAUAUUCAUAUAUUGUAGCAUGGGUGGAGUUCCUGUGUAGGACCUGUAAAAGUUUUGAUCAAUCGGGGUCUCAGUGCUAAGAUUCCUUCCAAUCCCUAGAUUUAUAGACAGGAGAGGCGGAUGGCAGCAUGCCUCAGUCCAAAGGAUAGGGGAUAAGAUGCCUGAUUGCAGGGGUCCCGCUGCUGGGGACCCCUGCAAUCUUUCAUGCAGCACCCUGCUAUAAUCCCAAGCGGUGGGACCCCCGCGAUCAGGCAUCUUAUCCCUUAUCCUUUGGAUAGGGGAUAAGAUGUCUUAGGGCUGGAGUACCCCUUUAAAGGGGUACUCC